UGAUACCAUGUCGGCCACCGUAGAAGACGAUAAACAUCCAGGAUUACGUUGGGAGUGCCCGGUGGUUUUCUACAUCAUUUGUAAACUAGAAAGGUUGAUAAUCAUCAAUUCCGACGACUUUGAUAGAGGCAUCCUAGCCCAAUAGAGGAAGAUGAGGCUGAAAGAGAUCCAGAGGACCGCUCAUCCAGCAUGGAGCCCUGCCCCCCACCACCCUAUCUGCCUGGCUUUAGGCACGUCAGCUCAGCAGCUGGAUGCGUCAUUCAACACCACUGCCGCCUUGGAAAUAUUCCAGGUGGAUUUUGCCGAUCCUUCCCUGGGCAUGAAGCUCAAGGGGUCCUUACCUACUUCUAACAGGCUCCAUAGUCUGGUUUGGGUAAACUUUGGAGCAGGAGAAGACGGUUUGGGAGGGAGACUGAUUGGAGGCAGUGAUAAUGGCACGGUAACGGUGUAUAGCCCAGAAGCCAUUGUAACAUCAGGGGCAGAGGCAAUAAUAGGACAGUCGGACAAACACACUGGGCCUGUCAGAGCAUUAGACUUCAACCCCUUUCAGAGUAAUCUGUUGGCGUCAGGGGCAAACGAUUCAGAGAUCUACAUCUGGGAUCUGAACAAUUUCAGCAAUCCAAUGACACCCGGGACAAAGUCACAGCCUCCUGAAGAUAUCAGUGUGGUGUCGUGGAACAGACAGGUGCAACACAUCCUGGCCUCUGCAAACCCCAGUGGGAAAGCAGUGGUCUGGGACCUGAGGAAGAACGAGCCCAUCAUCAAGAUUAGUGACCACAGCAACCGGAUGCACUGUUCAGGGAUGCUCUGGCACCCUGAGGUGGCCACCCAGUUGGUCCUGGCCUCAGAAGAUGACCGCAUGCCAGUCAUUCAGAUGUGGGACCUGCGCUUUGCCACGUCCCCUCUCAAAGUCCUGGAGAACCACACAAGGGGACUUCUGUCCAUAGCGUGGAGCCAAGCAGACCCAGAGCUGUUGCUCAGUAGUGCGAAAGACAACAGGAUCCUCUGCUGGAACCCAACCACUGGAGAGGUGAUCUAUGAAUUACCAACGACCAAUCAGUGGUGCUUUGACAUCCAGUGGUGUCCCAGGAACCCGGCGCUGCUGUCGGCCGCCUCGUUUGACGGCUGGAUCAGUGUUUACAGCGUGAUGGGAGGAAGCCUGGAGGCCCAGCAGCAGAGCAGGGCUGAUCAGAUCUCCUCGUCCUUUGACACCAUGGAUCCGUUUGGGACAGGCCAGGUGCUGCCCCCUCUGCAAGUUCCCCAACCCAGCCCUCAGACCACCCUCGUCGCUCCGCUGAAGAAGCCCCCCAAGUGGGUUCGUAGGCCCGUAGGAGCCUCAUUCGCUUUUGGUGGGAAGCUGAUCACCUUUGAGAGUCCUAAGGCUCCAGUCCAGAGCCCACAGCCCGUCCCUGUCCCCAGGCAGGUGUUUGUGAGCCAGGUCACCACGGAAACAGAGCUCCUCCAACGUUCCAGAGAGCUGCAGGCUGCUCUGCAAUCUGGAUCUUUGUCAGACUACUGCCAGGCCAAGAUCCACAAGGCCCCCACAGACUCUGAACAGGACAUAUGGAGGUUUCUCCUGGUCAACUUUGAAGAUGAAGCCCGAGUCAAAUUCCUGAGACUUUUGGGUUUCAGCAAAGAGGAUUUAGAGAGAAAGAUAUCCACCUGCUUAGGGAAGAACCUGCAGCCUAACGGACAUGGAGUGGAUGCCAACGAUCUGGCUGAGAAGAUACAGCUUCUCUCUACUCAGAGGUCAGAAGAAUCCGGGGAUGAGGUUGACUCCACCAAGACUCCGGGUUCAUCCUCGCCCUCUGACUUUUUCAGUCAGAUCCCACCACAACCACAAGACAAGGAGAAGAUCAGCUUCCCGAUCCCUGUCUCAGCAGAUGCAGAUGGUCUGAUCAGCAUGGCUCUGCUGGUGGGAAACUUUGAGGGAGCGGUGGACCUGUGUCUGAAUGAGGGGCGCUACGCUGAGGCCAUCCUGCUGGCGAUCAGUGGAGGACAGGAGCUACUGCAGAGGACCCAGCAGACAUACCUGGACGAGCAGAGGAACAGCAUCUCUGUGCUGAUCUCAUCCGUGGUGACCCAGAACUGGGGAGACAUCGUGCAGAGCUGUGCCUUGGAUAACUGGAAGGAGGCUCUCGCUGCUCUCCUAACCUACGCUCACCCCAAAGAGUUUGCUCAUCUGUGUGAGACCCUGGGGUCGCGUCUGGAGGGGGAGAGGACAGAGAAACGCUGUCUGCAGGCAUGUCUCUGUUACAUUUGCUCUGGGAACAUUGAGAAACUAGUGGAAUGCUGGGCCCUGCAGAGGGACUGCUCAUCUCCCCUGGUUUUAGAGGACUUGGUAGAGAAGAUGAUGGUUCUGCGUAAGUCUGUGGAGCGUCUGAGGAACAACGAGGUGGCUGUACAGAGUCCUGUCCUGGCUGACAAGCUGACUCACUACGCUGGUCUCCUCGCUUCACAAGGCAGCCUGGCUACAGCCCUGUCCUACCUGCCAGACACCUCAGACCAGGCUUGCAUCAUGAUGAUGAGAGACCGGCUGUUCCACGCCCAGGGAGAGGGAGGAUCUGCAGGGGGGCAACAGCCCCCACCGUUCCCUUACAACAGAGUCAGGGUGACUGGGGGCCAACCUGCCCCCGCUCUGGCCCCUGCUGUCCCCGUCCAAGCACAACCACCAGCACAGACACCGGGGCCCUACCAGCCUCCUCUUCCUGUGAUGUCAGUGGGUGGCCAGCCUCCUCUUCCUGUGAUGUCAGUGGGUGGCCAGCCUCCUAUGACGACAGUCUUCACUCCUCAAGCUGCUGCUCUCUCCAGAGGGCCGCCUCCUCCUUCGUAUGGCGGUCUGCCUCCCUCCUCCCCUGCUCCUCCACCGAGUGGGCUGCCACGUACAGGACUACGGCCAGCCUACCCUCAACAUCCUGCCACUGCCCCAGGGUUCUCUCCACUCCAGCCAUUCCAGCCACAACAGCAGCCCAUGUCUGCAGGACUAGGUGGCCCCGGCCUCUCUGCCUUCCCUCCAGGACCUGCUAUGCCAGGCUCCAACCUAUCUGGACCCCCCCUGCCUCCGUUCUCUGCCCCUGGCGGCCUCCCCACCAUGCCCAGCCCAGGGCCACCUCCGUCAGGCUUCACCCCCACCUCGCUACCUGCAGGCCCCAUGCCACCCAGCUACCAGCAGCCUGGGGCCCCCGUCGGCAUGUACCCACCAGGGGGGUCUCACCUUCACAGCCAGGGCCCACCUGCAGGUCCCCCCUCUGGUCCGUACCCACCCCUGGGACCUGGAUACCCACAAGGAGGGUCUCACCUUCACAGCCAGGGCCCACCUGCAGGUCCCCCCUCUGGUCCGUACCCACCCCUGGGACCUGGGUACCCACAAGGAGGUCCUGGAGCCCCGGCCGUCAAGUCCUUCUCUGCUCCGUCGGUUGCUGCUCCUCCUACAGGACAAGAUGGAUGGAAUGACCCACCAGCAGUACGGGGGGGUUCUAGGAAGAAAAAGGUUGUCCCAGACAACUACACCCCUCCGGCUCCCAUCACCGCCCCUGUUAUGGGGGGUUUCCCCAUGGAGGGCCAUCAUCAGCCCCAAGGACAGCAGGGCCACGACCCCAGCCGCACGCAGCAGUUCCCCCCAGGGGCCCCUCAGGAGCCCAGCGUACAGCUCCUCCAGGCGCUGCCGGCUGAGAGGGUGGAGCAGAGAGAGAUCCCUGCAGAGCACAUGGUCCUCAAGCAGACCUUCGACAGCCUGGUACAGCGCUGCCAGCUCGCCGCACAAGACCCACAAACAAAAAGGAAACUUGACGAUGCAUCGAAACGCCUUGGGUACCUGUAUGACAAGCUGAGAGAGCAAACGCUGUCUAACAACAUCCUGGGGGGUUUACAUGAGAUCAGCCGCUGUGUGGCGGGCCAGAACUACCAGCGAGGCCUAGAGGUCCACACUGCUGUGGUCACCAGCAGCAACUUCAGCGAGAUCCAAGCCUUCAUGCCCAUCCUCAAAGUGGUCAUGACCAUCGCCAACAAGCUGGGCGUCUGACCACUGAUCCCACACCAAGGCAGGCUUCUAGAAUAAACCUUAUUUCCUAUAAUGCUCUACUUCUGACCAGACCCUAUGGGCUCUUUACGGGCCCCGUGGGCCCUAUGAUUUAUGAGGGCCCCCGAGGGCUCUUGUCAAAAGUAGUGCCCUAUAUAGGGAGUAGAGUGCCAUUUGAAACACUCAAAAACACACCAAGAUAAAAACAGCCUUCAGUGUUAUCAUAUGGAUGGAUCACAAUGUUUAUAGAUUAGAUAUUUAUUUCUUUUUCAGCUGUUGAAAUGUGCUUUGAUAAAACAAAAAACAUGAUUGCAGAUGUGUGGUUUUCGCUUGACUAAAGCCGACUCAUUGAAAGGUUUCUGACUUGGCUGAUGACGAGAGGUGUUCUUCUCUCUGAGAAGACGAGUCACUGUGGUGGUUAUCAACAGCAAAACACCCAAUAGUAUUAAAGAAGUUGAGUCCUUUUAGCUUUUCGAUGGGAAGAUACCUGAUGUUAAAGAGGUGGGGGUUACUGAUGUGGGAGGAUUGUAGAUAGCUGAGGAUUUUAAUGUCGUAAUGUUUGAGAGUGGAGAAAGAUACGCAAAUGUCUCUGAACAAUGUGGGCUUGGAUUCUCUGGCUGUCAGUAGUUCUUAACAUGGUAACACAUCCAACGAAGGGAAGACUUGGAGAGCGAGGUUGUUUUGUCCACCUUCCUACCUCAUCUCUCCUUAACAAACCACACAACGUCCAGCUGAUUUUUACAAUAGUUAGGAAGAGUGAAUGAGAUAUAUAUACACUUUUGUAAUGCAUACUGUACCAUGGCGCUGAAAUUGUUACAUUUUUCACUGACAGACCAGUGUGCUCUACAGACCAGUGUGCUCUACAGACCAGUGGGCUCUACAGACCAGUGGGCUCUACAGACCAGUGUGCUCUACAGACCAGUGUGCUCUACAGACCAGUGUGCCAUCUCUUACUUUGUUCCGUUUUCAGGCCAAAGCACUGCAACAACUAGCUCUGAUCCAGGGUGUUACGUGCAGCUUGUUGACUCAGAGCUGUGUCAGAGCCUGCACAUUACGCCCUGGUCCAGAGCUAUGCAACAACAGAAUGUAAUUUGAUGAUUCUUGUGGAGUGGCUGGAUUUUUUGAAUAGUCAGUCUGCGUUAGUCACUAUAGAGCGGCCCGCUGCUGUCAGCUAGCUUGUGUGAUUGAGAUACUGUAUGAGAACUGUGUGUGUCCUGGUUGUUGGCUUCGCCCCCUGUUUAUAGUGUGCUGGCUUCUGUUGUGUAUAAACUGUAAUGAGCAACACCACUGUAAACAGCUUUGGCGUGGUUACACUUGACAUUUCAUGCUGAUUGAAGAACGUGGCAGUUAUCGACUGAAAUAUGAAUUAUGGCAAAGAAACCCAUGAAUAAAUAUCUUGAAAUAUU
This is a messenger RNA of Oncorhynchus masou masou (cherry salmon), 5424 nucleotides long. It is a transcript of the gene sec31b, whose product is annotated as SEC31 homolog B, COPII coat complex component. The transcript is spliced from 25 exons. NCBI's taxonomy places the organism in Eukaryota, Metazoa, Chordata, Actinopteri, Salmoniformes, Salmonidae. The coding region runs from base 152 to 4021 and encodes 1289 amino acids. Gene Ontology annotation, molecular function: structural molecule activity; protein binding. Gene Ontology annotation, biological process: endoplasmic reticulum organization; COPII-coated vesicle cargo loading; endoplasmic reticulum to Golgi vesicle-mediated transport. The record is from RefSeq and is a predicted model, not a curated record. Gene Ontology annotation, cellular component: endoplasmic reticulum exit site; COPII vesicle coat.